This is a messenger RNA of Oryza brachyantha (malo sina), 1071 nucleotides long. RefSeq lists its product as uncharacterized. The record is from RefSeq and is a predicted model, not a curated record. The transcript is spliced from 4 exons. The coding region runs from base 96 to 839 and encodes 247 amino acids. Gene Ontology annotation, cellular component: chloroplast envelope. NCBI's taxonomy places the organism in Eukaryota, Viridiplantae, Streptophyta, Magnoliopsida, Poales, Poaceae.
AAAACCCCAACAAACUGAAGCACACUGAACCGAACACACGCACGCACGUGCCCACGCAGCCGCAGUUAGCCAUAUCGCCGCCCGCCCAGGUCGCCAUGCUCGCCUACCUCCUCCACGCCCCCGCCGCCGCCGCCGCCGUGGUGCCCAGCCCGCUCUCCCUCCGGUCGCCGGCGCCGGCGGCCGCCCAGAGGACGCCCUUCCUCCCGUCGUGCCCCAUCCGCGUGCCGCCGCCGAGGAGGGGGCGCGCCGCCGCCGCCGCCGCCGUGGUGCCCAUCGCGGCGUCGCUGCUCGAGGGCCCCGUGCUGGUCUGGGCCGGGAGGCUCUGCCUCUACUACGCGCUCCUCCACAUCGGGCUCGCCGGCUCCCCCCGCAGCCCCUUCCUCUCCCACGAGAUUGGCGACGACGGCGCCGGGGACAGCGACCUAGGGUUCUCCAAGUGGGCGGAGAAGCUGCGUGGCAGCGCACCAGGAGAAAAUGAAGCUCAGGAUAAGAGGAAGCUAGUUAGCAAAUGGAAACCAACGACUAAAGGCACACUGAAGAGGACUUACCGAGUUCGCUCAAAAGAAGAAGGUCGGCGGAUUCUUAAAGAAAUUGCUUUGGUUCUCUCUGAAGAUGACCACUUUGUGGAUGCGUCCACUCACAAGGGCUGUCAAAUAAGGAGGGAAAGCGCACAUGGUGAGAGUGUGUGCUGCUAUAACGUGAGAGCUUUGUUUGAUGAGCUUCCUACUCCCCACCUAGUUUUGGAGAUUACAGCUUUCCCUGCUGGACCUCUUACUGAUAACGACUACCGCAAGGCCGAGAGGCUCGAACUGGUGCUGAGGAUGAGUGCUUCCAUCUAAAUCAGAUCACCCAUUUUCCAUUUCACCUUACUUUUGCCCAAGUUGUAAAUUUUCUACCAAUGGGCCUGUAAAUCGAUUCAGUGUUGCUAAGAACUACUUGUAAAACCUGAAUUCUGCCCGACCUCCUUAGAUCAUUUUAAUGGAAAAUUUCUUUGCUACUAACUGUUGGCAAGUGUCUAAUUCAUGGGCCAUUUACUGCCCUGUUUAUCAUCCAUAUACCGCUUAAUUUCAG